Racocetra persica is the source of this 856-nucleotide messenger RNA. The record is from the annotation of a GenBank genome assembly. Lineage: Eukaryota; Fungi; Glomeromycota; Glomeromycetes; Diversisporales; Gigasporaceae.
UCUUAAAUUAAAAAACGUAGAAUACAUUGAUAAAAAUUCAAAUAUUGAAUAUAUUUUACAUUUCUAUCAUAAAAAUGAUAUCUAUAUACUUCUUGAUACUGAUGAAUAUGUUAUUAGUGGCAAUUUAUCACUAGCACAAUAUAGAUUUAAGGAACUGUAUGAAAAAUCAGAUAGUAGUUUAAGCAAAUUCUUAAUAGCUAAGCUUAAAAUAUAUACAAAAAUAAAAGGACCAGGUUAUCCAGUUAUUCGCCAUUAUAUUAAUAGAAAACUGGCAAAUAACAGUGACUAUUUCGAAGAGGAGGAAUUAAACAUAUUGUUGCUUGUGCAAAAAAUGGUAAGAUGGAGUGAUGACUCUAAUGGUUCAAAUGAACAGCUUGAAAAAGGAGCAUCAGCUACUCAAGGAUGUAGAUGCUAUACAGUUCAAUUAACUGACAAUAAAGUUAUAAGAUUAAUUGAUACUCCUGGCAUAGGAUCAAGCUAUCGUCCAGGAACAACAUCAACAUCACUUCGUAAAUUCCUUGAUGAUUUAAAGGAAAAAUCGGGUGUUGAAAUAAAAGUUAACAAAGAAACAUCAUUUUAUUUGGAUAAUGAGUUAUUUAAGAUCCUUGCUCAAAUUCAAAAAGGUGUUUCUUUUACAGCAGAAGAAGAAGAAGAUUUUAAAAAAAUAAAAGAUAUACUAUCACUUAACAAUUCAAGAAAAAUGAUAAAAUUUCUUCUUAAUAUUCUUGCAACAAUGCAAGUAACCAUUGAUGAUACUAUCAAUAAAAUAAUUAUAGCUCAAAAAAUGUUACAAGAAAAUAAUAAAACUAUUAAAGAAAUAUUAGAAACUGGUGAAGAAAUUUUAGAAUUCCCCAAA